UAAAUACAAACAUAACCCAAUUCUUAGGAAUAAAAAUGUAUAAAACCUCUGAUAUUAUUGGCCCUGUUAAUUGAUACAUCUUCAGAAGAUAAGGAUAUCAGAGGAAAUGCAAACACGUCAUGAAUGUUAAGCAAACUGCAUAAACGGUUCAGUCUUUAUGUGAUAAGCCGCAGGAUGUCGGAUAAACAUGGUCCUAUUCGCAAUUUUGCUUUCCUAGAUCUGGAAACAACAGGUCUUCCUUCAUUAGAAAAUAAUAAAACAAAAAUAACUGAACUAAGUAUUUCAAUAGUAGAAAGCAAUCAUCUUCGUAUGGGAGUUUUUCCUAGAGUAAGAAAUAAACUGAAUUUAUGCUUGAAUCCGUGUAAAUUCAUUUCACCAGAUUCAACAUCUAUAACUGGUUUAUCUAAUGAGUUACUUGAGCGUCAGACCCCAUUUUCCUUGGAUACUGUUAAUACAAUCAAUGACUUUCUUAAUUUACAACAGAAACCUAUAUGUCUUGUGGCUCACAAUGGUAAUGGAUUUGAUUAUCCUAUUUUGAGAGCCGAAAUUAUCAAUGCAAAGGGAAAAAUUUCAGAAGAUAUUUUAUGUAUAGACUCUCUUUCAUAUUUCAAAGAUUUACAUGAAAAGCAAAACUCCACUCAAAAUGUAUCUGUAACAGAUUCAGGAAGUAGCUUGAAUCAGGAAGCUGACUGUCAACCUUCUAAGAAAAUGAAAACUUCACAAGAAAUACCCCCAGAAUUCACUGAUGAUUUUGAUAAUCUUUUAUGCAGAGCAAUGGAUGAAUAUGAGGAAUCUAUUAAGAAACAAAAUAUUCAGAAAAAAAAUGAAACAACCCCAGAGAAGCAGAUAAAAUCAAUAAAAUACUUGAGGAUUAAUAAACCAAAGAUUCCCAGAAAUCCAAGGGUAAGUUUCAAGUUAGGCGAUGUUUAUAAGCGUAUCACUUCGAAAGAUCCUGAAAAUUCUCAUCAUGCUGAAGGGGAUGUUGAGUGCUUGAUGCACUGUGCUGCUAGCACAGGUGAGGAAUUCAUAGCAUGGGCCAAUGAUAAUGCAAAAUUAUUUGUAGAUGUUCCACCUAUGAAACCAGGUACAAAGAUAGGUGUUUAAAGAUGACUUAUUUGUGAUAUUCUAUUUACAAGAUUUUAAUUUCUGCGUACAUCUUCAAUAGGCAAUUGGUCUAUAAGUACUGGGUUUCAUUGGUUUUUUAAAAAUUUAUUUUUAAUUUUUAUUUAAAGUGUAUAUUGGUGAUAUGUAUGAAUUUUAAUCAUAUGUAUCAGAUAGAUUUUAUCAAUAUAAUAUAUGACCUUUAUUGUUUUAUCUUGAACUGUCUCAAUGAGUUAGACUAGUUGGAGGGAAUAAAAACAGAAUUACUA
Messenger RNA from Coccinella septempunctata (seven-spotted ladybird), 1370 nucleotides. RefSeq lists its product as uncharacterized. The coding region runs from base 124 to 1104 and encodes 326 amino acids. The record is from RefSeq and is a predicted model, not a curated record. Gene Ontology annotation, cellular component: cytoplasm. Gene Ontology annotation, molecular function: 3'-5'-DNA exonuclease activity; nucleic acid binding. Gene Ontology annotation, biological process: DNA catabolic process. Lineage: Eukaryota; Metazoa; Arthropoda; Insecta; Coleoptera; Coccinellidae. The transcript is spliced from 3 exons.